Messenger RNA from Acyrthosiphon pisum (pea aphid), 1414 nucleotides. RefSeq lists its product as uncharacterized. The transcript is spliced from 2 exons. The coding region runs from base 546 to 1286 and encodes 246 amino acids. Lineage: Eukaryota; Metazoa; Arthropoda; Insecta; Hemiptera; Aphididae. The record is from RefSeq and is a predicted model, not a curated record.
UUUUAAACUAUUUUUAACAUUAUUUUUUAUAUAUAGGUACACAGAGUUUUGGAGUUUGAUCAGUCGGAUUGGUUGUCAAAAUAUAUUAACCUGAACACAGAGAUGAGGAAGAAGGCGAAGAAUGAGUUUGAAAAAGAUUUUUUUAAAUUAAUGAAUAACGCAGUAUUUGGUAUGUUACUUUAUUUAAUUUAAUUUAAUUUAAUUAUUUUACUAACAGUUUUUUAAUUUUCUAGGGAAAACUAUGCAAUCGAAAAGGAAGGAAAUGAAGAUGGAGUUAGUAUCAUGUGAGAGACGGUUACAAAGACUUAUUAAUAAAACGACAUUUAAGCAUACGACUAGGUAUAGUGAAAACCUGAACGCGGUCGCACUGGAAAACAAGAUCAUUACUUUUGACAAACCUAUAUAUAUUGGUAAAUAUACUAUAAAUUUAAGUAUUAUACAAUUAUUAUAUUAACACAUUUAUUUUUAUAUAGGAUUUGCAGUACUUGACAUUUCCAAGACGAUGAUGUACGAUUAUCAUUAUAAUGUUAUGAAGAAACAUUAUAAUGAUAAUAUCGAGCUUAUGUAUACUGACACAGGUAAAUAUAUUUAAACUAACCUCUUGUAUGUACGUUGUAAAUAAUAUAUUAAUUAUUAUUUCAGAUUCAUUGAUAUACUUUAUUAAAACUGACGACUUUUAUAAAGACUUACUUAACAACCCUAACUUGUUGAAUAGAGUAGACACAUCUGACUUGUCUCCUAUUCAUCCGUGCUACACCACAGUGAGGAGGAAGGUACCUGGAUACUUCUCCGAUGAAGUUAAUGGGCAUAUUAUUACGGAUUUCUGUGGGUUGAGGGCUAAAUCAUAUGCUUUUAAAAUGUAUGCUGGAGAAGAGGACGAGAAGAAAGAUAAAGAAGAUAGAGUGGGAGGAGAGAAAAUAAAGGCAAAAGGAAUACGGUCUCAUGUGGUUAAAAACCAUAUGACGUUUGAAGAUCACAAGAAGUGUUUGUUUGGAGAAGCUGGAGUGGAGGCAUAUCAAGAGAAUGUAUCAAUCAGAUCGUUCAAACACCAAAUUAUGACUAUAAAAACUAAAAAGUUAACGUACAAUAAUUACGAUGAUAAGCGAGUGGUAUUGCUCGAUAAAAUCCAUACCUUAGCUCAUGGACAUUACAGUAUAGAGGAAGAUGAACCUGGAGAAACUAUGGAGUGGUCGGAACUUGAUUUUGAGGUUGAUGGCGAAGGACGUAAAUGGUCAGAUUUUGAUAAAAGUUUUAUGAUAGAGUUUCUUAAGUACAAUACUAAAUAAUCCUAUCAGUUCUUUUUAAAAUAUUAUAUAUAUUCAACUUGUAAAUAGCACUGUAUAUAUAUAUUACUAGAAUAAUUUGUAUUUACGUUGUAAGCAUGUAAUUGAGAAAUUAUUAAGAAUGAUUAAUG